GGGGAAGAGUUAGAGUGAGGAAGUGAUCAAUGAUCUAGAGAAGAGGGAGAGAUGCGUGGUGUAGCAGUUUCCUGCCGUUAAGUGGUUGUGUUAUUUUCUUUCUAACGUCCACAGCCUGCUACACAAGAGGCCACCCCGCUGAGCAAAGAACAAUGCAGGCUAUCAAAUGUGUUGUCGUGGGAGAUGGAGCUGUUGGGAAAACAUGUCUUCUCAUCAGUUACACAACCAACGCUUUCCCUGGAGAAUACAUCCCUACUGUCUUUGACAACUACUCUGCCAAUGUGAUGGUGGACAGUAAGCCUGUUAACCUGGGGCUGUGGGAUACAGCAGGACAGGAAGACUAUGACAGACUCAGGCCUCUGUCGUACCCUCAGACGGACGUGUUCCUCAUCUGUUUCUCACUGGUGAGCCCGGCCUCGUAUGAGAACGUCAGAGCUAAGUGGUACCCGGAGGUACGUCACCACUGCCCCUCCACCCCCAUCAUCCUAGUGGGCACCAAGCUGGAUCUUAGGGACGAGAAGGAGACCAUCGAGAAGCUCAAGGAGAAGAAACUGGCCCCCAUCACCUACCCACAAGGCCUAGCGCUGGCCAAGGAGAUAGGUAGAUCACCUGAAGUACCUGGAGUGCUCCGCCCUGACCCAGCGCGGCCUGAAGACGGUGUUUGACGAGGCCAUCAGGGCUGUACUCUGCCCCCAGCCCACCAAGGUUAAGAAGAAGGGAUGCCUUCUGCUCUAACUGGUCUGAGAUGAGUGGGGAGGUCUGUGUUAAACAGGGAACUAUAGAUGGCUAUCUAUGUUCUAUCUUUCUUACAAUAUUUUCUUGUUUUUCUAGAUGCAGCUAUAGAUCAAAAUGCUACCUUAAAGAUGCAGCCUGCGAUCUUGGCCUCUAGUUCUCAAAGUGGCACUGUCAAGCCAAAAUGGUGUGUCUUUUUAUGUGCUGAGUUGUGCCACAUCAUAAAAACGACUUGCUUUAUAAUGUGGAAUUUCAUGGCUGACUGAGAUAUGAUAGUGAUUCCGCUUUGAGAUUAUGCACAUAUUAACAACAUAUUACACAUCCGGCACAUUGGAGUUUUAACAAAAGAUUUCCUUACUUGCCAAAGGUCCAGACUGCAUCUUUAAAUAUUUUUUUUAUUUUUACUCUGUGUAAAUUAAUUUUAAAAGGCGAUAAUGUCAAAUACUAUAAAGUCAGUAAUGUGAAAUAUAUCAAUAUUUCAAUAUAAAAUAAUAGUUUCAGUGGGGUUUUUUGUGCUGGAAUGUAGUGAAUGAUAUUGGUGUUUUUGUUAAAGGAAAUAAUGUGUAAUUUUUCGAUACCUUUUUACCAAUUGUCCUUGCUCUCCUCAGACAAUAGUAGACAAAAUAGUAAAUGCGUGCCAAAUGGCAUCAUGUUCCCUAUGUAGUGCAUUACUUUUGAUCUGUGCCCCAUGGAAACACUAGUACACUAAAUAGGAAAUGAUGUGCCGUUUAGGAAACACAAAGGUUUUUGGUUAACAUUAACACUCAAUAAUCAAAAACA
Esox lucius (northern pike) is the source of this 1512-nucleotide messenger RNA. RefSeq names its product Rac family small GTPase 2. Gene Ontology annotation, biological process: small GTPase-mediated signal transduction. The transcript is spliced from 6 exons. Bases 153 to 665 code for a protein of 170 amino acids. The record is from RefSeq and is a predicted model, not a curated record. NCBI's taxonomy places the organism in Eukaryota, Metazoa, Chordata, Actinopteri, Esociformes, Esocidae. Gene Ontology annotation, molecular function: GTP binding; GTPase activity.